AUGGAAUCAUGCAACGGUUGCCCUUUGCGUCUGCCUUUUUGUUUAGUGGAAUGUUGUUACGGCUCAUCCCUGUUGCAGCCUGCAUCUGUGCUCAUUUCUUUCUAAGGCUGAGUAAUAUUCCUUAUAUGGAUCAACCACAUUCUAUUUACCCAUUCGUCCGUUGAUAGAUAUUUGGGCCAUUUCCACCAUUUGGCUGUGGUGAAUCACGCUGCCAUGAGCGUGUGUGUACAGGUAUCUGUUUGACUCCCUUUUUUCUAUUAUUUGGUAUAUGUCUAGGCCUGGAAUUGUUGAGUCAUAUGAAAUUACCCCUGUGGUCUCCAUUGCCUACAAAGUCCUGGAAGUUUUCCCCAAAGGCCGCCGGGUGCUCAUAACCUGCCGUGCACCCCAGCCACCACCGCCCAUCACCUGUUCCCUCUGUGGAACCAAGAACAUCAAGGUGGCCAAGAAGGUGGUGAAGACCCACGAGCCGGCCUCCUUCAACCUCAACGUCACACUCAAGUCCAGUCCAGACCUGCUCACCUACUUCUGCCGGGCGUCCUCCACCUCAGGUGCCCAUGUGGACAGUGCCAGGCUGCAGAUGUACUGGGAGCUGUGGUCCAAGCCAGUGUCUGAGCUGCGGGCUAACUUCACUCUGCAGGACAGAGGGGCAGGCCCCAGGGUGGAGAUGAUCUGCCAGGCGUCCUUGGGCAGCCCACCUAUCACCUACAGCCUGAUCGGGAAGGAUGGGCAGGUCCACCUGCAGCAGAGACCACGCCACAGGCAGCCUGCCAACUUCUCCUUCCUGCCGAGCCAGACAUCGGACUGGUUCCGGUGCCAGGCUGCAAACAACGUCAAUGUCCAGCACAGCGCCCUCACAGUGGUGCCCCCAGGUGGUGACCAGAAGAUGGAGGACUGGCAGGAUCCCCUGGAGAGCCCCAUCCUUGCCUUGCCGCUCUGCAGGAGCACCCGCCGUCUGAGUGAAGAGGAGUUUGGGGGGUUCAGGAUAGGGAAUGGGGAGGUCAGAGGACGCAAAGCAGCAGCCAUGUAGAAUGAACCGUCCAGAGAGCCAAGCACGGCAGAGGACUGCAGGCCAUCAGCGUGCACUGUUCGUAUUUGGAGUUCAUGCAAAACGAGUGUGUUUUAGCUGCUCUUGCCACAAAAAAAAAAAAAAAAAAAAAAGGGUAACUAUGA
Molecule: messenger RNA, 1170 nt
Organism: Pan troglodytes (chimpanzee)
Lineage: Eukaryota; Metazoa; Chordata; Mammalia; Primates; Hominidae
Gene: IL40
Product: chromosome 17 C17orf99 homolog
Exons: 4
Coding region: 269-1027 (252 amino acids)
Source: RefSeq, a predicted model, not a curated record